Kickxella alabastrina is the source of this 1046-nucleotide messenger RNA. Its product is annotated as mitochondrial carrier domain-containing protein. Gene Ontology annotation, molecular function: sulfate transmembrane transporter activity; thiosulfate transmembrane transporter activity; malate transmembrane transporter activity. The coding region runs from base 139 to 1023 and encodes 294 amino acids. Gene Ontology annotation, biological process: phosphate ion transmembrane transport; succinate transmembrane transport; malate transmembrane transport. Lineage: Eukaryota; Fungi; Kickxellomycota; Kickxellomycetes; Kickxellales; Kickxellaceae. The transcript has a single exon. The record is from RefSeq and is a predicted model, not a curated record.
AUGGUUCCCUUCUGGUGUGGAGGUAACUAAUAAAAUAAAAAAAUUUUAAAAUUCACAUAAAUUCCAUACAAAAAAGUUGAAUUUCUCAAAAAUAAAACAUUCACAUAUAUAUAAUUGUUUUUCUUAGGCUUUUCGGCCAUGGCAGCAGCCUGCUUCACACACCCGAUUGACCUCAUCAAAGUACACCUGCAAACCUCCACAACCCACCAACGCGCACUGCAAACCACCCAUCGGAUCAUCCAAGAAUCCGGCAUCCUCGGUCUAUACAAUGGGCUCUCUGCCGCACUGCUCCGCCAAGGAACAUAUACAAUGACGCGGUUUGCCAUAUACGAUCUGGCCAAAGACCGUAUGCGGCAUGAGGAUGGGAGUCACCUGACCGGGUUAGAAAUAACCCUGGCCACAAUCCUGUCUGGUGUCGCCGGCGGUAUAGUUGGGAAUCCUGCGGAAAUUCUUAAUGUACGUAUGCAGAAUGACCAGGCGUUGCCGUUGCACGCACGGAGAAAUUAUAGAAAUGCCUUGCAUGGGCUCAAGGUCAUGGUUGCGGAGGAAGGACUGCGGUCGUUGACUAUUGGUUUGGCGCCAAGUCUUUUGCGCGCCACCCUGGCGACUGCCUCGCAGUUCGUAUCCUAUGAUUUGUUCAAGGAGCAGUUGCUUGGUGCUGGGUUGGAUGAUAAUGUCGGGGUGCAUUUUACCGCUAGUUUCAUGGCUGGGCUGGUUGCCACCACGGUGUGCUCGCCCGCGGAUGUCAUUAAGAGCCGCAUGAUGGCCUCGCUCAUAUCGAACUCUCCCGCCAGUGCCGCGGUGUCCGAAACUGCUCCCGUCGGAUCUGCGUCUAUGUGGCAGACUUGCUCGCGUAUUUAUCGCAAGGAGGGAUUACGCGCCUUCUUCAAGGGAUGGGUCCCAUCGUAUGUGCGGUUGUGUCCGCAGCUGGUCAUCACCUUUGUCAUAUACGAGAAAUUGCGCAAGUCUUACUUUUCUCGCUACGAAAACCGUCUUAAAAUCCAAACAAACUCGUUAAAAUAAAAAUAAGAAAACUUGUAAAUGCA